AUGCCACCAAAAAAAUAUAUAUCAACAUCAGAAACAUUAGAUGCGAAAUCAUUAAUUGCAAAACAUAAAUAUUUAAUGGUAUCAAAAUCUAUUGGUACGGGAAGUCGUUAUGUAUUUAAUAUAUUCAGGAGAUAUAAAAUUAUUGAUAAAUUAUAUAUAAUUCAAUUAGAUCAAUUUGAAGAUACUAAGAAAGCAAAAGAAUUAGAAGAUGAAUUUAAUGAAAUUAUGGGAGGAAAUUGGUUACCUCAAUUAUAUUUUAAUCAUCGUAGAUGGGGAACUGAAAAUAAAUUUUUAUUAUGGGAAGAUAUUAUAGAAUCAAUGUUGGAAGAUGCUGGAUUAUUCGAUGAUGAUGAUGAUUAUGAUGAAUAG
Lodderomyces pseudojiufengensis is the source of this 369-nucleotide messenger RNA. RefSeq lists its product as uncharacterized. The record is from RefSeq and is a predicted model, not a curated record. The transcript has a single exon. Bases 1 to 369 code for a protein of 122 amino acids. Lineage: Eukaryota; Fungi; Ascomycota; Pichiomycetes; Serinales; Debaryomycetaceae.